AUGCUGUGGCUGCUGGUGCUGAGUCUCUCCUGCUUGGGGGGCACCCUUGCUGGAACCCCAGCCCCUGUCCCCGAGAAUGAUCUGGUGGGCAUCGUCGGGGGCCACAGUGCUGCCCCGGGGAAGUGGCCCUGGCAGGUCAGCCUUCGAGUCUACAGCUAUUACUCUGCUUCCUGGGUGCACAUCUGUGGGGGCUCCCUCAUCCACCCCCAGUGGGUGCUGACGGCUGCCCACUGCAUCCAUCGGAAAGAUGCUGACCCGUGGGCCUUCCGAAUCCACAUCGGCAGUGUGUACCUCUAUUCUGACAAGCUGCUGUUGAACCUGAGUCAGAUCAUUGUCCACCCAGACUACGUGCAGGCUACUCUGGGCGCUGACCUCGCCUUGCUCAAGCUGGAGACCCCUGUGAAACUGUCUGAGAACACCAGGCCAGUCCGCCUCCCGACCAACUCUCAGGCGGUCUCUUCCAAUAACCUGUGCUGGGUGACUGGGUGGGGCCGCAUUUCCAUGUAUGAAGACCUGCCCCCACCUUACCGCCUGCAGCAGGUGAAGGUCCGGAUGGUGGAGAAUUCUCUCUGUGACAAACAGUACCACAGCAUCUACUGGUACCAGCAUCGGGAGAAGAUCAUCCAAGAUGACAUGGUGUGUGCAGGGAGUGAGGGCCGAGACUCCUGCCAGGGCGACUCUGGAGGCCCUCUGGUCUGCAAGAUGGCGGGUUCGUUGCAGCUGGUUGGAGUUGUUAGCUGGGGCUAUGGCUGCGCCCUACGCAACUUUCCUGGGGUGUAUGCCCAUGUCCAGACCUACCUGCCUUGGAUCCAACAACAGAUCAGCAGGCUACCUUGA
This is a messenger RNA of Chrysochloris asiatica (Cape golden mole), 837 nucleotides long. Its product is annotated as putative serine protease 29-like. Gene Ontology annotation, biological process: proteolysis. NCBI's taxonomy places the organism in Eukaryota, Metazoa, Chordata, Mammalia, Afrosoricida, Chrysochloridae. Gene Ontology annotation, molecular function: serine-type endopeptidase activity. Bases 1 to 837 code for a protein of 278 amino acids. The record is from RefSeq and is a predicted model, not a curated record. The transcript has 5 exons.